CAUGUUUUGGAUAUUGUGGAGGGAAAUAUUAAAGAGGGAACCCAAAUUCCCAGCAGGAGAAGAUUAGAGCAAAGACCACCUACAUGUUCCCUUAGAAUCACAAGAACGGAUGAAAGGGUAUUGGAUUCAGGAUUGGUGGGGUGUGGGCAUGAACUGAAAGCUCGGCGGGAGAAAUGAAGUUCCUCUCUUCCACCACCGCCACCUUCAACGGUGCACAAACCAUUACAUUUGAACCACUCAAUACCUGGACAACCCAUGUCAUCCAUCUCUUCCCCUUAGUAAUCAAAGUAUCCACCUUAUCAAACAACAACAAGAGAAAUGGUUGCAGACUCACUUCCUCUAAGAACCACCUUACCCACCCAAUUCUAUCCUCUUCUUUUUCUUCUCUACCUACAACAACAUCUGCAGCAGCAGCAGCAGCAGCAACGACAGCAACUUCGGAUUUUCUGCCAUUGUCUUCUACCGCAGGUGACCAACAUCACUGGAUAGUUCUCAUGGAGAAACUCCCAGAUGGGCUUCGCUCCAAAUCGGAAAUCAUCAACUACUACGUCAAAACCCUAACUAAGGUUUCGGGAAGCGAAAAGGAAGCUCAAAUGUGUAUUUACGAUGGGUCUUGGGAGACCAAUUUUGGCUUCUGCUGCGAUAUUGAUGAAGAGACUUCUCGUCAGCUCGCUAGUCUACCAGAGGUGUUAUCCGUUAGGCCAGACCCAGAUAUUAACUCUUCUAAAAAAGAUUACAGUUUCUCAGACCUUCAAUUGGGUCGACUAUCCAAUUCAGAAGGUGGAACUUCUCUUUUGUUUCCUGGGGGGAAUUCCAAGUACUGGCUUGUUCGAAUGGAGAAACCAGCCGUUGAAGUUGUUACGAAGGCCCAGAUGGUAGAUUAUUAUGUUCAAAUACUGACAAAAGUUUUGGGGUAUGAGAAGGAUGCUCAAAUGUGUAUAUAUCAUAUUUCUUGGAAAAAUAAUUUUGGAUUCUGUUGUGAACUCAAUGAAGAGUGUGCUCAGGAACUAGCUGGUGUUCCUGGUGUUUCAUUUGUUUUGCCUGAUGUAAAUUUUGAGUCAGAGAACAAGAAUUAUGGAGGUAAUGAAAAAUCAAAGGAGUCAACUGCUACGCUGGACUCUUCAGAUGCCAAUCAGACACCCAGUAUAAAAACAAAAAGGCUUUUUGUUACUGGCCUUUCCUUUUACACAUCAGAGAAAACAUUGCGUGCAGCAUUUGAAAGCUUUGGUGAGCUUGUGGAAGUUAAAAUUAUAAUGGAUAAGAUAUCUAAAAGGUCCAAGGGUUAUGCUUUCAUUGAAUAUACCACAGAAGAAGCAGCAGGUGCUGCAUUAAAAGAGAUGAAUGGCAAGAUCAUCAACGGUUGGAUGAUUGUUGUUGAUGUUGCCAAGGUAAACCCACCAAAAUACAGCAGGGGUCGACCAAGGCCAACCAUCUGAUUUAGGGUGGGAGCAAAUCUGCUAUUAACUUGAUCAACAAAUUUGAGAAAGUGAGAUGAAGUACGGGAGAAUGUGAAGAUUUCCUGGUCCGAGUUUGAAUUUGAAUACUGGAUGCUACUGUAUUUCUUUGUAACUUUAUAGACAUGCUAUUCUUGUCUCUGCCUUGCAUGCACCAUUUCUCAAGAAAAACAGCAUGAGGCGAGGUUGGAAAGAACUUCCAUUAUUUACAGUGCUCUCUAGUCUCUACUGUCUGAAUGAACAAAACUAUCCUGAUGCAUGGAUAAGUUUCUGCGAAAGGGAAUUUGAUAAAUCAAACUGAAAAAACUUGGUGAA
Messenger RNA from Macadamia integrifolia, 1769 nucleotides. Its product is annotated as organelle RRM domain-containing protein 1, chloroplastic. Gene Ontology annotation, cellular component: mitochondrion. Gene Ontology annotation, molecular function: RNA binding. Bases 174 to 1436 code for a protein of 420 amino acids. The record is from RefSeq and is a predicted model, not a curated record. The transcript has 9 exons. Gene Ontology annotation, biological process: mitochondrial mRNA modification; cytidine to uridine editing. NCBI's taxonomy places the organism in Eukaryota, Viridiplantae, Streptophyta, Magnoliopsida, Proteales, Proteaceae.